GGGCUUUACAGUCGACCUCAAAAAUAAUGACAGCGUUGCUCGUUGCUCGCCGCAUUGUUUGCAAAAGCGACUUUUCUAUUGCCCAUGGUGGGUUAAAAUGUAAAAGACAUGUUGAGCCUGUGAUCAGUUUAAUAGUUACGAAAGCCCCAGUCUCGCUGUGGAGGGAGGGAGAAGAAUCGGCGGCGGGUGAUAAUCAGAGGAAACGCUGGGCUGCUUCCAGCCACCUCCUCCUCCUGCCCAGUCCAAAGGAGGCGGGUCGCCACCUGGGGCAAAACAGCGGUCCUUUCCUGCUGCCGUGGACUGGUGAAAGGUCAGCCUUGCUGAGGGCAAGUGGCUGGGACGGAACCGGUGACUCUCCCUUAAAGCUGCGGCUCCUGUUCCCCCGCCCGUUCUGCUGCUCUGCUCUGAGGGGCCUGGUCAAGGCAGAGCAAAGCGAACCAGCACCCGUCCCCGGAGCCGCCACCGCAGCGCCUAGGCCCAGGCCGGCACCCAUCCCCGGAUCCCGGCACACGGAACCCGGAGCCGCCACCGCAGCGCCCAGGCCCAGGCCGGCACCCAUCCCCGGAUCCCGGCACACGGAACCCGGAGCCGCCACCGCAGCGCCCAGGCCCAGACCCGGCCGCAGCCGCUCCCCCAGCCAUGCCACGGAGCUCCCGGCUGCAGUGGUGGUUCAGUUUGGUUCCCGGGAAGAAGAUUUUCGGGACCUAUCGCUUCCUGCCGUGUUUCUUUGUACUGGGCGGUGUGCUGGAGUGGAUAAUGAUAAACGUGCGCAUCGGCCACGAAACAUUUUAUGAUGUGUACCGAAGAAAACGUUCUGAGCGGCAGUACCAACAGAAAUUAGAAGCACUGUCCACAAAUGAAAAUCACUUGGCAUCAAAAUAAGACACUUUACUUAACUGGCAAAUCUGCAUUAUGAAUAGAUUAAGUUAUUUCCUCUUUAAAAUUGUUAUAUUUCCUGAGACGUGUAUUUUAUUGCAUUUAAAAUACAAUGUGUGCCUCAUUUCAUGAAGUUACUUGUUUUGUUUCUAUUUCUAUCCACUUGGUUUGUAUUGCACCUUGUAUCAUAGGAUAUUUAAAAACCCACUCAUUUAAUUGCUUGAAGAACUGUUACUCUUGACAUAGAAUUAAGUACAUAGCGGUAAAGAUGAAUGUUGGAGAAGUUAUGUCAGAAGCACUUUGGCUCAUCAAAUUAUUUAACAAACACUUUUUGUUCCACCAGAAGAGGGAGUAAUAUUUUUGCUAACAGCUCUCUGCACUGAAGUGGAGCUUGGAAAGAGUUAACAAUCUAACAAAGAGGAAUGCCACUAACUGAGCCACGCUGUGCUAUAUUAGGGGACCUGACAAAUAAAGAAACACAGUAUAGGGUAAAUGAUUGGAAUGUUAAGCCGUAAGACAUAAGAACAGAAUCAGGGCAUUAAACCCAUCGUCUGUUCUGGCAUUUGAUCAUGGCUGAUUUAUGUUUCUUUUCAACCCCCUCUUCUGCCUUUACUAAUCAAGAACCUAUCAAUUUCCACUUUAAAUAUACCCAGUGACUUGGCCUUCUCAGCCGUCUAUAGCAACGAAUUCCAUAGGUUCGCCAUCCUCUGGCUAAAGAAAUUCCUCCUUAUCUCCUUAUUUCUGAGACUGUGCCCUCUGGUCCCAGACUCUUCCACUAUUGGAAACACCCUUUUCACUGUUGAAAUCUUUGUCAUGAUAUAUUGAAGUAGGGACUUGAGAAGAGAACAGAGCUCUAAAGGGAUAGGACAGAAAAUAUAAUAAGUAUGGUGAAAACGUGUGUGGAAUUUAAAUGGUGGAUAUGCUUGUUAUAGUGUGAUAUGCUUCUAAAAUUUCUUUGCUGUGCCUGAAUUACUGGUAAAACCAUUCAGUGAUUCCCUACAGGAAGAUAAGAGGAGUUUUUUACUAGCGCAGGAGACAAUCUUUAUACCUUGCAUCAAAUAUCCAGUUAGUUCGAAGCCGCUGUGCAGCAUGAGUUUCAUCGGGUGUGUGCAUUUAAUUUGUAUCACAUUAUUGGUUUAUGGCACUGACAUUUUAUUUGCUGAAACAUUACACUGACUUAGGCUUUGUUAUGAAUUUAAUAUUCUAUUAUCUCAAGGAUGAAAGCCAGUGGCAGAUGAAUUGCUGACAGUCACAACAUUGAAAGGAUGACAAGGGAAAAUAAGGAAAUAAAAUAUUUUCACACGAGUUACAUCUGCUUGAGACAAGAUAUCUCGAAACAUUGAGAAUAACAAAUUUAGGAUUGCCUAGCUGCAGACCCUUGAAUGUAUGUUUUAUCUUUCCUGUUUCACGGUAUAAUGCUGCAGUUUUAAAAGGCUGCAUCAAGGUAGAAUUUCCCUCUUCAAUUAACAGUCAUGAAUUCCCAACUUUAGAUCUUAUGCUAAUUCAGGAAUGUUUUCAUCAGGCAACAUUUAGAUGUUUUGAAUUUCUUCACGAAUAAUCAGUUGAAACCAAUUCAGAAUUAAUGAACAAUACUAUAUGUAGAAGUAAAAACUAAGUAUAGAUUCAAGAAUAAUAUUUCUGUUGGUCAGGGAAUAAAGGAAUAGUUUGUUCUACAAAACUGGACCAUA
This is a messenger RNA of Mobula hypostoma (lesser devil ray), 2564 nucleotides long. RefSeq names its product ubiquinol-cytochrome c reductase complex assembly factor 5. The record is from RefSeq and is a predicted model, not a curated record. The transcript has 3 exons. Bases 640 to 882 code for a protein of 80 amino acids. NCBI's taxonomy places the organism in Eukaryota, Metazoa, Chordata, Chondrichthyes, Myliobatiformes, Myliobatidae.